This is a messenger RNA of Salvia hispanica, 543 nucleotides long. RefSeq lists its product as uncharacterized. NCBI's taxonomy places the organism in Eukaryota, Viridiplantae, Streptophyta, Magnoliopsida, Lamiales, Lamiaceae. The record is from RefSeq and is a predicted model, not a curated record.
AAUCCAACUGUAGACAGAGAAAAUGCCUUCCUUAAUUUCUCCUAAACUAUGCAACACUCCUCUUCUUAAAUGUAACAAAGCCAGAUUUUUUCAGCCCCUUCGAAUCAAAGCUCAAAUCCACAAAGAUCAUGAAGGGAGAUUUGGAAAUAUUGUGGAUGCAAAUUUACACCUACUGAAGGUGAGGAUAGAGGAAGUGAGGAGCAAGGAGAGGCUAGAGAGAUGCUGUGUGGCUGAGCAAGGAUGGAACUAUGCAGCUUAUGAUAGCUUCAAAACUAAAACAGAUAUUAAUUAUACUCAUUUUUAUCAAGAAUUUGUUGAGCUUUUGGGAGUGGUUGGUGCUACUUUUGGCAUCACAAUAUCUGGUUGCACCUUAUGCCUCUGCCUCUUUUCCAUUUUACUUCAUUUUAACCAAUGAUUUAUCUUCUUGUAGAAUAAACCAAUCAUUUUUUAUUUUUUUUUAGUUUUCCUUUUCUUGAUCUUGAAAUUAGAGAACCUCUAUGUGAUCAAUUAUUUGAGAUUCUAUUUAUUUUAUUUUUAUUUGUA